Molecule: messenger RNA, 1469 nt
Organism: Moneuplotes crassus
Lineage: Eukaryota; Ciliophora; Spirotrichea; Euplotida; Euplotidae
Source: the annotation of a GenBank genome assembly
UUAUUAUUGUAAAUGAACAAUAAUUUUUUAAUUAGCUGAGUAUUCCAACUGAAUAAAUAAUAUGUAACCUUAGAAUAUUAACAACUAGGCCGAGUUUGGAUUAAUAAUAAAGAUAAUAUCAUAAUGAAUAGGAAAACCUUUGCAAUUCUUAUUGCGUCAAAUAUUACGAUGUCAACCACCUAUAUGCUCUUUGUUCCAUUCAUCCCCAUUGAGUUUGCUAAGUUUGAGAUCUCAGUUCUGACUUUGGGCUACAUCUACGCGACUUAUCCUCUAGUCAGCAUGGUGUUUUCCUUAUGAGUCAUCACUCUCAUGCGCUGGUUUGGUAGAAAAUAGAGUCCUAUUGUGUAAGUAUCUUAUCCAACUCAUGUUGUUUAGGUGGAAUCACUUUGAUGAUCGUCUGCAUGAUCACUUUUGCAAUUUGAGGCAAUCUCAAGAACAAAAGUAAAGUAGUCUGUUUUCUGUUUGGAGCUAGGAUCAUGCAAGGAGUUGCCGCAUGAAUGGUAACAACUUCUACAUACGCAAUAAUUGCUGUCUCUUUUGCUAGCCAGAAAAUGACUUACCUUGGCUACGGAGAAUCAGCAAAAGGAGUUGGAUGAUCAUUUGGUCCUGUGCUUGGUUCAAUUCUGUACUCUUUAGCUGGAUUCCAAGGGACAUUUUUCAUAAUGGCUUGAGCAUUUUCAUGCAUGUUGUGUCUAUUGUACUGGCUCAUUCCAAACUCAGUUGAUAUCAAUGACUCCAAAGUAAAUGAAGAAAGUAUUUUGGUGGCACAUGACCAGGAAAGCUUAACCUCAGUCUCUAAAUUUUCUUUCACUAAACUGCUUAUAGACCCUUUGUUCUUACUUACUUCGAUCUGAGGGUUUUUAUGUUUCUUUGCCUUUUGAUACUAUGAAGCAGUUCUGACAGUGAGACUUGUAGAGUUCAAUCUUUCUAAAUUUGGAAUAGGCUUAGUAUUUAGUAUUUCUCCUGUUACAUAUUUCGUCAUGAAUAUUUUCUCUUCCUUCUUUAUUGAGAACUUUGACCCUAAAAAAUUGAUCAUGUUUGGAAUACUCUUGACUGGAUGUUCUUUAUUUUUAAUGGGUCCAAGCACUUUACUUCCGAAUAGUUUGGUCAUUUUAUCAACAGGACACUUGAUCAUGGGUGCAACUGAAGUGAUAUUUAUGCUCCCAAUACUUCCAAUUCUCAUUAAAGCUGGAGUAGACAAAUAUCCAAAGCAUAAGUAUUUAAUUUCAGAUAUUUCAUCAGGAGUGUUCAACUUUUAUUUAAUGCUUGGCCAAGGAUUUGCACCAAUUUAUGGAAGCUAUGUCACUGAGUAUUUUGGGUACAGAAACUGUGCAACAUCAAUAGGUAUUUUACUGAUCUGAUAUUGUCUGUUAUAUUAUAUCUUGUAUAACCUACUAUCAAAACCUAAACUGGGGGUAUCUAAUGAAUCAUCGAGUGAAGAGCAAUUUAAAUCAAGAAAGAAAAUCUAA